This is a messenger RNA of Alnus glutinosa, 1717 nucleotides long. RefSeq names its product peroxidase 29. Gene Ontology annotation, biological process: hydrogen peroxide catabolic process; response to oxidative stress. The record is from RefSeq and is a predicted model, not a curated record. The transcript is spliced from 3 exons. NCBI's taxonomy places the organism in Eukaryota, Viridiplantae, Streptophyta, Magnoliopsida, Fagales, Betulaceae. Gene Ontology annotation, molecular function: heme binding; peroxidase activity. Bases 654 to 1649 code for a protein of 331 amino acids.
AAAAUAAAUUAAUUUGUAUAUGACCAUAUUAAGCAUCCAAUUACUAUGUUGGUUACCAGCCAAUUUGAAUUUUCAGAUCUAGUCCUACAAUUCUCGAUCUUUUCAUCAUUUUAUUUUUCAGAAAUAAAUGUUACUAAUCCUUAUCCCUACACACACACACACACACAGAAACAGAGAGAACUUAUUAUGGUGAUGGUGGUUAUUGCCUUCCAUCCAUAUUGUUCUUCUCUAUUGCAGUAUUAUAUUUAUUAAAUUCUAAGAAUAUUUUAAGUGAAUAAACUUACAAUUUAUAACAAGGUAGAUGGCAUUUAAAACUUGCAAGUUUAAUGCAAAAGGAUUUGUGUAUUCAAGGACAAGGCCACAAAAUCCUCUCUUGACGAAUACUCAUCCCUUUCCCAAACUUUUACCGCUAGCAAAUUAACCAGGGGCAAUUUACCCAUCUUCCCUUUUUCUGAUUUCUGUCGAUAUUCCCACUGUUUGCUAUGUUUCCAACCUACAAAGUACUUAAUUAUCAUAAUUAAUUAGUCAUCCGAGUAGAUAAAAGUAUUCAAUAACAUAGGACAAGUAAUUUCUUUAGUUAGGGCUACGUACUGUGGUGUGGUGCUUCUCUGCUUAUAAAUAGUGCAAAUCUGAAUUCAAGCUCCCAUCUGAUCAUGAAUAACAUGGAUAUGAGAACCAUAGUUGCAAUGGUCCUUAUGUUUGUUGUACUCAGGAUUAAUGGGGUUGAAGGAGGAGCUCUCCAGUACAACUUUUACGAGAAGUCAUGCCCACAACUUGAGGAUAUUGUCAGAGCUGGCCUUCAACCCAUCUUUCUCACUGAUCCCACCUCACCUGCAGCUUUGUUGAGGCUCAUGUUCCAUGACUGCCAAGUUCAGGGCUGCGAUGCUUCCAUUCUGGUUGAUCCGGUUGAGGCAGAUGGGUUAUCCGAGAUGACUUCAGCGAAAAAUUUUGGAAUUCGAAAGAGGGAGUUAAUCAGCAUUCUCAAGUCAAUGGUUGAAGCAGCAUGCCCCGAACAAGUUUCAUGUGCCGACAUUCUCGUAUUGGCUGCUCGAGAGGCGGUUGCUAGGUCCGGGGGGCCACAGAUAAAGGUUCCCUUGGGCCGGCGGGAUUCCUCCACUGCUCCAAGCUAUGAACUUGCCGAUACUUUAAUCCCUCCUGCAACUACCGGGGUCGAUGACAUGCUUCAUAUUUUUGCCAGAAAAGGAAUGACCAUUGAAGAAUCCGUCGCCAUUAUGGGCGCACAUACGCUAGGAGUUACACAUUGUUUAAACAUUGUGAAUCGUCUGUACAAACCUGAAGGUGGCGAGGGUGAUCAAGGAUUAAUGGAGCCGAGAUUUGAAGCAUUCUUAAGGUUGAAUUGUCCAAAAGGGUGUUUAGCAGCCUCAAACGCAAGUUUUGUUCUUAAUGAUCCUACCGCAUUAAUGUUUGAUAAUCGGUAUUACAUGAAUGCAAUGGGCGGGCGCGGUGUGCUGAGAAUUGAUGCUGAAAUAGUGUUGGAUCCUCGAACGGCUCAAAUUGUGGAACAUUUUGCCGCUGAUCAGGAUGAUUUCUUUCAUGCAUUUUCCACUGCCUUUCUGAAGCUCUCUGCUUCAGGUGUCCUGAUCGGGGAUCAAGGUGUUGUUAGAAACAAAUGUAACGUAAUAGACUAAGAACUUUUCGAACAUGCAUGUAGUUUACUAUAUAUAUAUUAAUAUUAUUAUGAUUAUUGGCCUUCUCA